AUCAGUUCAGCUUGUUCAAUUUGUAAUGGAGAUAACAAUCUACCAUCCAUAAUUCUGUGCUAUAGAACAAGUGAAGAAGCUGAAGUUCAUUUGCCCGGAAAACGAAAAAUGGGUACCUUUGUGCAAAUUCAUCCUUUGCUCAGGACGCCCCUGCUCAUGGGUUCUUCAUUCUUGUGUAAAGAUAAUAAUUCCCAAAUACAGCCUUGGAGCAAUUGCAGAGAAACCAUGCUCACACCCAAGAGGCAGUUGGAGCUCAAGUACUGGGCUCAAACUGAAAAUGGAAGAACAGGAUUGUAUAGGAAGGGAAAGGCGAUUGUUUGUAAUGGGUUUCUGUUGCCAGUGGAUCCAUGGGCGCCAAACAUUGAUUCACAGAGCAUAGCCUCACAGCUCUUCGCCUUCUCUCUGUUUCCUUAUCUGGGUUUCUUGUAUUUCAUCACUAAAUCGAAGUCUGCGCCGAGACUCACACUUUUCGGGUUUUACUUCUUGUUGGCCUUUGUUGGUGCCACAAUACCGGCAGGAAUUUAUGCCAAAGUGCAGUAUGGAACAUCCUUGUCCAAUGUUGAUUGGUUGCAUGGUGGAGCUGAGUCACUGCUUACUCUCACCAACAUAUUCAUUGUGUUAGGCCUAAGGGCAGGUCUCAGAAAAGCUAGAGAUUAAAAUGGGAACACUUCAAGCUUUCCCUCUGAGUCAAAGAGGAGGAGUAGUCAUCGAUCUAGGUGAUGAAUGUAACCUUAUGAUGCUUAUGGUUGAGUUGGAGAUGAGGACCCUCAUCCCCUGUCCUAAUGAGAUGCCAAGUACUUCAUCUUCAUAGAUACUCUAGCAUACAAAUUCUGUUAUUAUCCUGUGUAAUUAGUCUCCAAGAUAAUCCAUAUGCGUAAUGGCUGACAUCAUACAUAUCACACCUUCAACUGUGAUAAAUGGGCUUCUCGGAUAAGGCAGGACUUGCAGCUUUAUCUAUAUGUUGAUUCUCCAUUUUCUGCACUUUCCUGUGCAGCUUUUGUCUUUCCAAUAUUGUAAAUGGUCUCUGUUUAUCAUUUUCUGUGUUGUGAUAGUUUCUCUUUACCUCAUUAACAAUCUUAGACAACCUGACAUAUGAUAAAUAUCAUAUUGGUAUUUGUUUUUAUAGAAUCUUACCUACUAAGCUAUUUCACAAGGCAUGUUCA
Messenger RNA from Sesamum indicum (sesame), 1163 nucleotides. RefSeq lists its product as uncharacterized. The record is from RefSeq and is a predicted model, not a curated record. NCBI's taxonomy places the organism in Eukaryota, Viridiplantae, Streptophyta, Magnoliopsida, Lamiales, Pedaliaceae.